Messenger RNA from Trichomonas vaginalis G3, 1392 nucleotides. RefSeq names its product armadillo (ARM) repeat-containing protein family. NCBI's taxonomy places the organism in Eukaryota, Parabasalia, Trichomonadida, Trichomonadidae. The record is from RefSeq and is a predicted model, not a curated record. The coding region runs from base 1 to 1392 and encodes 463 amino acids. The transcript has a single exon.
AUGAAUAAAUUUUGGUUGCCAAAUCUCAAAUCAAAUUCGGGACAAGGAAAUAGAAAGAUGACUAAUACAGAUGAAAUAAAUGAAGAAUCUACGUUUGUUUACCAAAUAAGACAACAUAUUCAGGAAAUUUUCGAAUUAAAACAAGAAGAGAUAGAUAAAAUCCAAAGAUACUUAGAAAAUAUGUAUAAAUGCAUGUCAUGGAUAGAUAAUUUACCAGAAGAUUUACUAAUAAAGUAUCCUAUCAUCAAUAAAUUAAUGGAAAUAGCGUCAAUUGAAAUUCCUUACAUCCAGAAGCUUUCCUUAGAAAAUAUAUAUAAAAUUCUUAAAAGCACAGGGAUUGGGCUUCAACAAUUUUCAGAAACAGAUUAUGUAGGCUUUAUUAACUAUUUCAUGAGCAACAACAAUAUUACAGUAUACAGACAGAUAUCUCUAAUAUUGCUUAUGACCUUAUCUGAUGAAAAUAUGAGAAAAACACUAAUAGAAAAUAAUUUUAUUGCAAAUUUAAUAAAUUUUGCCGAUAACAAACUCGAUACGAAUACUCUCAAAGAUAAUGAGUUCUCGUGUCGAUGUCUUGUAGCCCUAACUCAAUUGUUUGAUGACUUAGAAGACGAAAUUUUUAAUGAAUACUUUGAUCAAAUCGUUCAAAUCAUUACUAAAUUGUUCAACAUUGAUUUCCCAGAAAUAGAACCAUUUAAUAGAUUCCUUUUAAGCGUAAUUUCCAGAAAACAAGAAGAUAUCUUGUUUAAUACUGACAUUUUUAGAAUUCUAAUUGAAUAUUUUAGUAAUAAUUCAACAGUCUGCAAUCGUGUUAUACUAUCUUGUAGUUGUCUUUCAGCUCUUGUUCAAGGAAAUAUUAUUAUUCCACAGAAGUACAUUGAUAUAUUCGAUCCAAGGAUAUUUAUUGACUCCUUAUCCCAUUUCUACAGGAAUCGCGAUGCUCCGAUUUAUAUUUAUAGUUUUUUAAAUAGUUUCAUCGCAAAAAUUCCUAAAUUAGUCAUGGAUGAGUUCCUUAAUGAAAAAGUAAUAGCUAUUGUUUCAAAUAACUACGAAAAUAUGAAUGCUGAAACAAAAUUGGAAAUGUUGACAUUUUUGUGGGCAGUUGUCCGUUUUAUGCCAAUUAACGAUAAGAUUCAGAUAUUAGAUAUACCUGUAUUUGAAUUAAUGCUUGAGAUCCUUCAAUUUGAUUCAGAAAGGGUCGCAUUAGUGAUGAGUACUCAUAUUUCAUAUUUUGUUGAUCAUGUCAAGCGGAAUUUUAAUGUAGAUGAGUCAGCAGGAUUUACAAAAUUGAUAGAAGCAUUAGAAUAUUGCUUAGAUUCGCCAAUUGAAACAAUUCAACGAGAAGCUGAAACUUUACUGACAUUUUGCACAGCCAAUAUUCAAAAUGAUGAUUGA